AUGGCGCACACGGCGACGACCGGCAGCUCGUACAACAACAACUCUUACUACUACUGCUACGACUGUGGAUAUUACAUCCCAUCGGGCUACUACUGCACCCACUCCUACUAUGGCAACAACUAUGCCAACACCGUCAGCAACGUAAACAACAGCAGCCACGGGGUCGUGCUCGUUAACCGGAGACACCGGUCGAGCCGCAGUCCAAGACACACCACUCGUUAUACAGUUACAACUCGUUACUAUGUUUAA
Diaporthe amygdali is the source of this 249-nucleotide messenger RNA. RefSeq lists its product as uncharacterized. The record is from RefSeq and is a predicted model, not a curated record. The transcript has a single exon. Bases 1 to 249 code for a protein of 82 amino acids. NCBI's taxonomy places the organism in Eukaryota, Fungi, Ascomycota, Sordariomycetes, Diaporthales, Diaporthaceae.